This is a messenger RNA of Anarrhichthys ocellatus (wolf-eel), 3459 nucleotides long. RefSeq names its product armadillo like helical domain containing 4 (gene armh4). NCBI's taxonomy places the organism in Eukaryota, Metazoa, Chordata, Actinopteri, Perciformes, Anarhichadidae. Bases 377 to 2077 code for a protein of 566 amino acids. The record is from RefSeq and is a predicted model, not a curated record. The transcript has 8 exons.
CGACUCUUUGGGAAAGACAAUGAAAAAACGAACCAAUGAUGAUUAUACAACAGGGAAUAGAUGCUUAUAUAAAGCCGAUUUCAAAGACGACAAUUUGCCUAAAUUCUGCAGAUUUUAAGCAUUUGGUGGCAGCACUUCUGUUCUGAAGCAGGCGGACGUACGUAGAGAAGACUUCCAGUCAGUGACGCCAAGCUGCACAACAACAAGCCUCUCCUUCAGCUUGCUUUCCACACUUGACUCUCCUGAAUUUGUGUCCGUACGAACUGACUCUUUUCGUGUGUUUGUUUUUUUUUGCACACUGCAAGAUAAACUCUGCGUCCUCCAGGCACAGCGAUCCGUCAUGAACUCUGGAAGCAGGCACUGAGACGAGACCGAGAUGCUGAUGUCUGGGAGGCUCCAUCGCCUCCUGCUGGCUGGGACCUGUCUCUGUGUCUGUGGGACCCCUGUCCACCUCCCAAACUCCCCCCCCACACAGGCCAGCUCAGUUACAACUGUUGGGUCAAUGCACACUACAGAUGUAAAGUCUGAACCCUCAGACACAGAGCUUGUGACUGGCCUGAUAUUGAAUGUAGGUGCAGUAGGAGGGGCUGGCCCACAUGGACAACCUGAGGGGAUGGAUCCAGUGACGCAGACGGAAAACGGGGACAGCUUUGGUGGAAGAUCUGGGCCGAGUGAGGCCGGCGGAGAGGCAUGGAGCCAAAGCAGCGGGGUAAAGAAGUUUGGGAGCUCAUCUGAGAUGGGAGACGAUCAAGGACAGACGGAGGCAGCUGCGGUGCUGUCUGUUGAACCCGACGUCAGACAGGAGGACAUAGCUGUCGACAAUCAGCCUGUGUUAAGUUCUACAGGUGGGAGAAAGCUGUUGGACACAGCAGUUACAGUGAGAGAUGGAUUUUUAGCCUCCUCAUCAGAGGCCCCACAGCUGAGCAUCACAGCCAGUGAGGCCAAAGACCAAGGUGAGGAGGACCAGACAAAACUAGACCCAGAAACAAGCUUGCCAUCCACUACAGAACCUCCAAAUCCUGGCACACCUAUCCAGACACCAGCCUCCCACAGCUCCAUCCCUCCCACGGUCUUUGUCUCUCCUCGGACCUCCACACUUUUGUCGAUUUGGGGCCAUGAUGAAACAAUGUCCUCCCUCCCAGACCCCUUGUUACCUGAAAUUGGACCAAACCUGAUGCCCAGAGAGGAUGGACCAGAAAGCCUGUGGACAGAGGCGGCUCGGCCCAGUGGAGUGGACACUGCGGUCCCGCCGUCUCAGGAUGAGGCCACAGAGGGCACCAUGUCGUCUGAGGCGCUCCCUCUUAUCUUCGAGCCGUUGGAAGAUGUCACAUCAGAAGCAGCGGCGGCGGUCACACGGGUGCCCGGUCCCUCGCAAGCCCCAUUCCUGCUGAUGCCAGACUGGACGUCACCUUGGCAGACGUCUGGCGGGGAGCUCCUGGAGCCAAUCGGCUCCUCGGGUCCGUCUGUGUCACAGCUGCAAGGCGGAGCUGAGGAUCAGUCUGAGAGAGGUGCUGCGAGGACACCGAACCUCGAGGAGCGCUUGCCCACCGCCAGCCCCUCCUCCUCCUCAUCCUUCCAGCAUGCUAUGACAACGGUAACCAUGGCAACCCAUCAUCCGGAGCACAAAUCCAGAUCAGGGUUGGAGGAGAUGGAGUCUGAGGAGGAGCCAGAUGAAGACGAGGACGAUGAGAUCUCUGAGGAAUCGGUGGAGGACGAGAGCGAGGAGGACCUAACAGAAACACCUAAAAAAUCGUCAACGCGGCCCCCGUACAGCCUCAUCCCUCCGCCCCCCGUCUGGGUUCAACGCAACCAGGGGUUGAUGAGGAGCUGGGUAGAGCUGAUCAGAGAAAAGGCGGGUUAUGUGUCUGGGAUGUUGGCCCCCGUUGGCAUCGGCAUCACCGGGGCCCUGCUCAUCGUCGGCGCCCUCUACAGCAUCCGCAUGAUUUACCGCAAGAGGAGGAACAGCUUCAAACACCAGAGGAGGAAGGUCCGGCAGCCAGAGCAACCUCGAGAGCCCGGGACCAGCUGUCAGGACCAGGCCAUGCUGCUGGCCGACAGCUCCGAGGACGAGUUCUGACGAAGUCCUCUGGGCCCCCUUUCGUCCGUGACCAAUGGCGGAUGCUCCCGUAAUGGAGGCUCUGCAAACACCCCCAUCGCAAUGACUACCGCAUCUCCAAUCACAGGGCUGUCUGGUCUGUGACUCAUCUGAUCCACAGUGAGAGACUUAGUGGCCUGUAGAGCACAAUCUGCACUAACGGUCAGCUUUAAAUGCCCUCUCUUACGAAAGCACCAAUGUGAGCACCUUUCUGAACGUCGUCAGGUGAUGUCGACUUUGUUAGGCAGAGCUGGCGUGAUGCACUUUGACAUAAAAAUGAUAUUGCUGCUUGUGAAAAAAUAAAAAAAGCAUUAGCAGGGUUUUGGCAGGAUGGAAGUGUUGCUGGUAAAUUGUUUGAGUUGAGGGAAACGUGUGGGGCAGCGGGUUUUCUGUCAAGUAAUAAAAAAUAAAAAAAGGGCUGUAGAAGAGUUACAUUACAUAAACAAUGUAAAUAUAUAUGUACUGUAUAUGUAGCUGACGUCAGUCGUUUUAGUGUAAAUAAAGUUUUAUUUCUUGCCACACAUCUAGGAUAUUUAAAGGAACAUUUUUGGGAAAUUAUCUUAUUUGCUUUCUUGCCGAGUUAGAAAGAAACCAUCUAAACUACUCUUGUUUAAAUGUGACUUUUGUGGAAAUGUAAAUGGUUUAUUCGAAGGCAUUCGUUUGUUUAAGUUACUGUGAGACGCACAUACAAAAUACCAUAAAUCUAUAAAAGUAUGUAGCAUAAAACAGAUCUUGAUGUACAAUAUAACUCUGAUAGAAGUCAUUCUUUUGCCACUUCUUUUUUUUUUUUAAAGUGCAUGACUCGUAGGUCUAUUCAUACGCACCGCUCGUAGCAGAGACGUCUAAUGAAUGAACGGUUUCUGUUGGCUGGAAAAGCACAAACAUUGAAGACCAGAAGUUCAUAUUUUCACAAGUGGAUUACUUUGAACCGGCUCAUUUUUUUUGCACAAUCGUGACAUUUGUGCUUUAAUCCGGUUCAGACGAGGACAGAUACAGAAGACAAGACUCCUCACGGGAAUCACAUAUGCGAUGUGUAUAUGUAGUCAAAUCCAGUCGUUACGUUUUAAGGAAAAAGAGGAAAUUAUGUCAUAAAAAGGUCUGUAGUUCAGACAGAAAGGAUGCAAAAAAUUAUCUGAAAGCUGCUCUUUGAGCCAUGUUUGUAACACCGUCUUCAAUACAAAGUCUUCGUUCAAAGGAAAUAUGUUUUCUGUAACUUCACAAGCCAUUUGAUAAGCUUCAUGUACAACUGCCUGUUUAUUUGCAAUAAUACUGUUUUAGAGUACGUGUGGUGUAAAAUAGUGGACACUUUUUUUUGUCUCUUCAUGUAGAUAUGAAAACGUGAUCAAAUAAACAAUUCUCUCAGA